AUGUCCAAGGGAAUAAUGGCCCCAGAAAAUUACUCCUCAGUGACUGAGUUUAUCCUGCUGGGAUUAACUCAACAGCCAGAACUGCAGCUGCCUCUCUUCUUCCUCUUCCUGGGAAUCUAUGUGGUCACUGUGGUGGGGAACCUGGGCUUGAUUGUUCUGAUUGGUCUGAACUCUCACCUGCACACUCCCAUGUACUACUUCCUCUGCAACCUGUCCUUCAUUGAUCUCUGCUACUCCUGUGUCAUAACCCCCAGAAUGCUGGUGAGUUUUGUGAGACAGAACAUCAUCUCCUAUGCUGAGUGCAUGACUCAACUAUUUUUCUACUCCUUCUUUGUAAUUGAUGAGUGCUGUAUCUUGACAUCAAUGGCCUAUGAUCGGUAUGUGGCCAUCUGUAAACCCCUGCUGUACAAGGUCACCAUGUCCCUUCAGGUCUGCCUCAUGCUAACAGUAUGGACAUUUGUAAUGGGGUUUGCAGGUGCUGUGGCCCACACUGCAUGCAUGCUGAGACUCACCUUCUGUGACAGCAACAUCAUCAAUCAUUUUUCAUGUGACAUCCAUCCACUCCUCCAGCUCUCCUGCACAAGCACCUACAUCAAUGAGCUGGUGGCUUUCAUUGUGGUGGGAAUCAAUGUAACAGUGCCCAGUCUCACCCUUUUUGUUUCUUAUACUCAGAUCCUCUCCAACAUCCUCCGCAUCCAUUCUACCCGUGGCAGGUCCAAAGCCUUCAGUACUUGCAGCUCACACAUAAUUGCUGUUUGUCUCUUCUUUGGAUCUGCAGCAUUCAUGUUCCUAAAGCCUUCUCAUGCUGAGUCUCUGCCUCAAGAUAAAGUAUCCCCUAUUUUUUAUACCAUUGUGGGACCUAUGAUGAAUCCUUUCAUCUAUAGCUUGCGGAACAAAGAUGUUCAUGUUGCACUGAGUAAGACUUUGAAGAAAAGCAUCCUUUUUAAAUCAUAG
This is a messenger RNA of Lepus europaeus (European hare), 954 nucleotides long. Its product is annotated as olfactory receptor 8B8-like. Gene Ontology annotation, cellular component: membrane. The record is from RefSeq and is a predicted model, not a curated record. Lineage: Eukaryota; Metazoa; Chordata; Mammalia; Lagomorpha; Leporidae. The coding region runs from base 1 to 954 and encodes 317 amino acids. The transcript has a single exon. Gene Ontology annotation, biological process: sensory perception of smell; G protein-coupled receptor signaling pathway. Gene Ontology annotation, molecular function: G protein-coupled receptor activity; olfactory receptor activity; odorant binding.